AUGGACAAGGUGUUUACACAUAUGCUGACACUGGGUCUAAGUAUGUUGGCACCUGGGCCAGUGGUAAACAAGAUGGAGCUGGAGAACUUGUCCACUUAAACCACCGUUACCUGGGGAAGUUUUCCAGCAAUACUGUAAGUACUGUGUCAGCAAGGUGUAUGUGAUGUAUGAGUAUAGUGUGAGUAGUGUGUGUAUACACUGUAUGAGUAUAGUGUGUGUAUACACUGUAUGAGUAUAGUGUGUGUAUACACUGUAUGAGUAUAGUGUGUGUAUACACUGUAUGAGUAUAGUGUGUAUACACUGUAUGAGUAUAGUGUGUGUGUAUGUGCUGUAUGAGUAAUGUGUGUGUGUGUGUGUGUAUGCACUGUAUGAGUAUAGUGUGAGUAAUGUGUGUGUGUGUGUACUGUAUGAGUAUAGUGUGAGUAAUGUGUUUGUAUGUGCUGUAUGAGUAAUGUGUGUGUGUGUGUAUGCACUGUAUGAGUAUAGUGUGAGUAGUGUGUGUGUGUGUGUGUGUAUGCACUGUAUGAGUAUAGUGUGACGUGUGUGUGUGUAUGCACUGUAUGAGUAUAGUGACGUGUGUGUGUGUAUGCACUGUAUGAGUAUAGUGUGACGUGUGUGUGUGUAUGCACUGUAUGAGUAUAGUGUGACGUGUGUGUGUGUAUGCACUGUACGAGUAUAGUGUGAGUAAUGUGUAUAUGUGAUUUUUGAGUAUAGUGUGUGUGUGUGUGUGUGUGUAUGCACCGUAUGAGUAUAGUGUGACGUGUGUGUAUGCACUGUAUGAGUAUAGUGUGACUAGUGUGUGUAUGCACUGUAUGAGUAUAGUGUGACGUGUGUGUGUGUGUGUAUGCACUGUAUGAGUAUAGUGUGACUAGUGUGUGUGUGUGUAUGUGUAUGCACUGUAUGAGUAUAGUGUGACUAAUGUGUGUAUGCACUGUAUGAGUAUAGUGUGACUAGUGUGUGUGUGUAUGCACUGUAUGAGUAUAGUGUGACUAAUGUGUGUGUGUGUAUGUGUAUGCACUGUAUGAGUAUAGUGUGACUAAUGUGUGUAUGCACUGUAUGAGUAUAGUGUGACUAAUGUGUGUGUAUGCACUGUAUGAGUAUAGUGUGACUAAUGUUUUUUUAUGCACUGCAUGAGUAUAGUGUGACUAACGUGUGUGUAUGCACUGUAUGAGUAAUGUGUGUGUGUGUGUGUGUGUGUGUGUAUGCACUGUAUGAGUAGUGUGUGUGUGUGUGUGUAUGCACUGUAUGAGUAAUGUGUGUGUGUGUGUGUGUGUGUAUGCACUGUAUGAGUAAUGUGUGUACAUGCUGUAUGAGUAUGGUGUGAGUAAUGCUUAUAAUAUAUUGUAAAGCAUUCCAGAAUAUGCUGGCGCUAUAUAAAUACCAGUGAUCAUAAUAUAUGCACAUACCCUGUUCUGUUUUUUUGUUUUUAUCAUUUUUAUUUUGCUUCUAGCUCCUUGGACCCGGGAAGUACGUGUUUGACAUAGGGUGCGAGCAGCAAGGCUCGUAUGUGCAGGUCGAGAAGGUAAUAUUAGCUAAUCUCUUUAUCUUUGAAUUGAAUUAUAAUAUCCAGUAUUGAGAUUUACCCCUUAAGGACACAAGAAAUUUUUUGCUGUUUGUGUUCAACCGCAAUUUGCAUUUUUCUUAUUUAAUGCACUAACACAAUCCAAAAAGGGAUUUAAUUUGAUCUGAUAUAUACAUAUAUAAAUUCUAAUUUAUUAUAAAAAAUAAAAAUGCUAAAACAUCAAGAGAAAUUUUUUUUGGCAAUAAUUAUGUGUGCACAAUAUGUCCAGUUUAGGAAAAGUAAUUCAAACUAAAUUCAUUUGUGUCUUGAUUUAUAGAGUACAUAAUAUGUACAGAAUUUCAGUUUAGAUUGUGUUCCAAAGAGAAGGAGCCAACGUUGUUGGAUGACCCUUUAAAAAUAGAGCAUACAAAUUCAAGGUAAAAAUCCCAAAUCUACAAUUUAGAUUAAUCUGGAUAGAUUUGCAAAAUAUUAGAAUUAGGGAAGAAAUUCUCUAAAAGAUCAUACCAUCACAUAACCAAUGCCAAUAUACUAGGAAAAUUCCUUUUUUUAGGUGCAAGGACAAAUGUCAAAAGGUAUGUCUACUAAAUAUCUAAAGAAAAGUUUAUACACCACCUCAUUAGAAGAUUUCAAGAUUUAUUGGAAUGUACCUCAGUAAAAAAACCCUGUGGAGACUGCCAUUAAGAAACAAAGAAACUGUUUCAAGAAAUGUAUCGAAGUACCAUCCCCUUCUAACGAGAGUGAAUAGUAGACAUUUGCAAUUCGUUUCUUUCCGAAUGUGAAUUCGGACGUAUUUCGGGCAAUUCGGCCAUUCGGAUUCAUCCGAAUGUCCAAAUAGCUGAAUUGCUGAAGUGCCGAAGCACAGUAUUGCCGAAGUAUUAAUAUUCCUACCCAGUGGAAGAAUGUUACACUGUAUACAAUUUUAAAUAAAAAGUAUACAAACAUAGCCAGGAUUCAGCUGUAAGCAUUUGCAACACUUACAACAAUCAAGUAACACACAUUCAUAUAAAAUGUAAGUUACUUAGCCUGUCAAUGGAAUGACAGAAAUGAAUAAGUAGAUAACUCCCUAAUUCCCAUGGUAUUAGGGAGCUAUCUACUAAAAGGUUGAAAGACCUAAAUUGAUUUUUCAGCCAAAUUUACUAAUACUUAGUAUAAGUAAAUUUUGCCCCUAUUUGCUAUACCGCGAAUAGGGGCAUGUCUAUUAAACAGGCUGCUCCCUGUAAAAAAAAAAAACAUUUCCCACCCCUGAAUGGCAGGUGGGGGCCCUAAAGAAGAAUAAGGGGGGACCUAUUGUCCGGCCCCCACCCCUGAGAGGCGGGGGGGGGGGCCCUAAGUUAAAAUAAGGGGUGGGACCUAUUGUCCUCCCCCCACCCUCACCCCCACCCCUGAGCGACGGAUGGGGGCCUUAAAUAAUCAUUUAACUCCCUUCCCCAUCCCAGGUGACUAGGGGUCCCCAAACCACUAGUCACCCCCCUCCACGUUGUGUAAUUUGACUCAUAACUCUCUGGUUACUUUCAAUCCACCAAUCAGAGUAUUGUUAUGAGUCAAAUUACACAGCGUGGGAAAAUUCCAAAGAACUUUCCCAUGCUGUGUAAAAUGACACAGAGUACUCUGAUUGGCUGGAUUUCAAGCUAACCAAUCAGAGUGCUGUGGCAGGUAAAUGUAGAGACUUACCUGUCAGUCUCUUCAUUUACCUGUCAGAGAACUCUGAUUGGAUGGCUUAAACCCACCAACCAGAGUGCUCUGAGCCUAAUUGCAGGGCGGGGCAAGGUUUUAUAAGCCUUUCCCCGCCCUUCAGAGCUCUGUCUGCGCGGAGCCCUCCAUGGGUGAAGAUGGAUUUUUAUUUUUUUAUUUUAUUUUUGUGUGCUUUUUUUGCGCUCUCACUGUUUAAUUGACAUGCCCCUACUCGCGGUAUAGCGAGUAGGGCAAAAUUUACUAAUACUAAGCAAUCAGCUUAAUGCAGGUCUGUUGCCAGUGAAAGCCAUCUGGUCUGCUUGAUAUCAGCAAUACUGGUACACAGGAGCUCCUAUUCCUCUAUUCCUGAUUAAACCUAAAUGAAAAUUAUUAAAACCUCCACAGCUGGCUUGGCUAGCGUGCCCUGGCACUGUCCCCCAGUUUAAUAUCAAUUUUUUUAAAGGAAUAUUUUUAUAUACCUGCCUAUAAUUCUACAACUGUGAUAAUACAGAAUUACUACUUCCUCAUUAUCAAUGUCAGUUUCAUCCAACCUCCCAUACCCCAUACACCCCAGCACUCUCGGCCAGUCAAAGCUGUCAAGCUUAGGAGACAUUUUCACCAUUAAUGUCGAUAACCUGGGGUCAGUGGCUGGGUCUGAGAAUAGCUCCGGUUUACAUGAAACACUUCUUUCAUGGUUUGAUAUUAAACUUUAUCCGGCACCCAGCCUCUGCCUCCUUUUUUCCCUUUUUCAGGGGAAAACGGAGGCAGAGUAAAGGGACUUGCUCAUAUUCAUUUAUUCUUUGCAUGCCUCUUCUUGGGAUGUAAAUCAUGGUGAAAGAACAUGUGAAGACAAAACUCACAGUGCAAGUAAGGUCAUGAGAUGUCCUUCAAAGCCAGAGUAGUUAUAUACUGUUUCUGGAAGCAUCCCUCUGGUAUUUUACUGUGAAUAACUGAUUGUCUCCUACCCAUGAUGUGACAUGUAUACUGAUACAUCGGAUGGGUUCUGCUCUGUUGGUUAUUUAAUAGCAUAUAUAUUGGACCUGUAUUUCAUUUAUUCAUGAUUAGUGACCUGCAGAUAGAUGUUUACACUUCUAGUCCAUAUGGACUCAGUAUUUGACCUCGAUUCUUUUAUAGGAAGUAAAAAACUGGAGAUUUGAUAACUCACCUGGUAGAGAAGACACUUUUUUUAGAUAGCAUUGUAUUGGUCUAAGUCGCUUUUCUAUAAUUAUAUAGAAAGCGUGGCUCCCUGUUCUCUGGUUCUUGAUGCUAUCUGUAACAUAUGAUAAAUAAUAAUCUCUGUAAAUUGGUUUGCGCAGUUACCUCCUCCCAGGACAAGCAUCCAGGGUAGAACCGGAGGCCGAUCCAUCACCAUACACAAGAAUCCUCCCAUUAUUGAGGCAUUUGUGCUAAUGGAGGCCAGUCCUGGCCAGGUUCUCAUUGGCAUGGUUUGCUGUGAACAGGCUCAUAAAUGCAUGGCUGAGAGUGACAUGUGUAAGAAUGCAUGGCUGGGAGUGCUGUGUGUAGAUGCAUGUUAAGACUGAUGCAUAUUCAUAUUUUGUUUGUAAAUGCAAAAGAAAAAUUACUAGACACACUUGCCUGUCUGGGCAUAAAUUUUUCCAACUUGGUUUUCGGCUUGCCACAAUGCACUGUUUAGUGAAUGUUCCCCUGUAGUCGCACGUGAGGCAGUGUUUAUGCAUCUCCCACCUGUCGGUGCUCAGUCUGGAUCCACAGAGAAUGUCUUCAUCAGUUUACAGAAAAGCCAUAGCUGUAUAGCUCACAUAUUGUGCCCUGCCAGAAUACACAACAUAAACUACUCUGUAUUAAUACAUUAAUGGACAUCCUUGGCAGCAGACUAUAUUUCACUAACGUGCUUUUUUUUAAAUGAUAUUUAAGGAGAAGGAAGAGGAGGAGGAUGAAGAGGAGCCACUGGCAGUGCCAGUCACCAAAUGGAGAGCAGAGAAAAUAUGUAGCCAGUCUCUGUGGUCGCCCAAUGAAGUGGUGCAACCCCCUGCGCCAGGUGAGUACAUAGAUAAAGUGAGGAGCUGGGCCAGACGAACUGUGAGGGGGUCACAUGGCAUAAUCAUAUUAAUCAACUGCAACCUACAUGUUUUUAAUCAGUGGCUCACUCUCAAAACUCUGUAACACUCUGUUACUUUGUUAGUGUUACUGUGUAUUCACUUUGUCACAUUGUUAGUGUUACUGUGCAUUCCCUCUAUUACAUUGUUAGUGUUUUACUCUGUAUUCCCUCUGUCACAUUGUUAGUGUCACUGUGUAUUCCCUCUGUCUCAUUGUUAGUGUUACUCUGUAUUCCCUUUAUCACAUUGUUAGUGUUACUCUGUAUUCCCUCUGUCCCAUUGUUAGUGUUACUGUGUAUUCCCUCUGUCUCAUUGUUAGUGUUACUCUGUGUUACCUUUAUCACAUUGUUAGUGUUAUUCUGUAUUCCCUCUGUCACAUUGUUAGUGUUACUCUGUGUUCCCUUUAUCACAUUGUUAGUGUUAUUCUGUAUUCCCUCUGUCACAUUGUUGGUGUUACUCUGUAUUCCCUCUGUCUCAUUGUUAGUGUUACUCUGUAUUCCCUCUGUCACAUUGUUAGUGUUACUCUGUAUUCCCUCUGUCACAUUGCUAGUGUUACUGUGUAUUCCCCCUAUCACAUUGUUAGUGUUACUGUGUAUUCCCUCUGUCACAUUGCUAGUGUUACUGUGUAUUCCCCCUAUUACAUUGUUAGUGUUACUUUGUAUUCCCUCUGUCUCAUUGUUAGUGUUACUCUGUAUUCCCUCUAUUAUAUUGUUAGUGUUACUCUGUAUUCCCUGUGUCUCAUUGUUGGUGUUACUCUGUAUUCCCUGUGUCUCAUUGUUGGUGUUACUCUGUAUUCCCUCUGUCACAUUGUUAGUGUUUCUGUAUAUUACCUAUGUUACAUUGUUAGUGUUACUCUGUAUUCCCUCUAUUAUAUUGUUAGUGUUACUCUGUAUUCCCUGUGUCUCAUUGUUGGUGUUACUCUGUAUUCCCUCUGUCACAUUUAGUGUUUCUGUAUAUUACCUAUGUUACAUUGUUAGUGUUACUCUGUAUUCCCCCUAUCACAUUGUUAGUGUUACUCUGUAUUACCUCUGUCUCAUUGUUAGUGUUACUCUGUAUUCCCUCUAUUACAUUGUUAGUGUUACUCUGUAUUCCCUCUAUCACAUUGUUAGUGUUACUGUGUAUUCAGUCUGUCACAUUGUUAGUUUUUCUGUAUAUUACCUAUGUUACAUUGUUAGUGUUACUCUGUAUUCCCUCUAUCACAUUGUUAGUGUUAAUGUGUAUUCCCUCUAUUGUGAGUGUCUGUAUAUGAUUAUCUGUGCUUGGGGCACAUUGAAGCCUGACCUUGAGUUAAUGUCAUGUUUUACAUUAAACUCUAGCAGCUAGCUGGUCUCCAGUUUGGAGGGCUAAUUGGAUGCUAAUUUGACAACCCUUAUGUUUUCUCGAUUAAGUGGUUGGAGAACCUGCCACAGGGGAAGUAGCGGAAGUCACUGAAGGUGAAGCUCCAGUUACAAAUCCAGAGCCUGGUCCAACAGAACCUUCUUUAGAACAGACACAAGAUGAUGCCCCAGAGGUGACUGAACCAACAGCAGAGCCAGGCACAAAAUUACCUGAUGUUACAGAACAAAGUGAAGGUGAGAAGACUCUCAUAUUUUGGAAUAAUCACCUUCACCUAUUGCAAGAGCUCUUGUUUAAGAUGUGGCAGGAGUAUGGUCAGAAGUAUGUGAUUCACAUCACCAAGGGAGACACAGAUACUUCUUUAAUGCCUCCAAGACACGUCAUAUACAAUGUGUGUGUAUAGUAAUUAGAAGCAUAGCAUUUAUAGUAAUUCAAAAAAAAUAACAUUUUAGCAAUUAGAAAAGUAACAUUUAUAGUAAUUAGAAGCAAAACAUUUAUAGUAAUUAAAGGCACACAUGAUAUCAAUAAUACAAUAGAUUUCAUAGUAAUUAGAAGCAUGUGAAACAGAUAAAAGGAACUGCACUCAAAUCCACUUAAAACCAGACGCACUGAAGCAGGACCAUCAAAUCCAAUACAAGUAUAACAGGAAACAGGAAAAAUCUUCAGGCACUCACGGAAUAAAAGCCACAGGCAGAUUUAUUGGAUCAAAAAGGCAAAGCAACGUUUCGACCUACUGUGAGGUGUUUAUUAUUUAGCAGGUUGAAACGUUGCUUUGCUUUUUUGAUCCAAUAAAUCUGCCUGUGGCUUUAAUUCCGUGAUUUCUCUUAUUUCAGUAAUUAGAAGCAUAACAUUUAGAGUAAUUAGAGGCACACACAUUAUACAAAUGAUACAACAGAAUUCAUAGCAUAACAUUUAGAGUAAUUCUAAGCAGAGAAUGUAUAAUAAUUCAAAGUAUGGUCUUUGACCCAUUACCUUCUAGAUAUCAUCGAAUAA
Molecule: messenger RNA, 7596 nt
Organism: Pelobates cultripes (western spadefoot toad)
Lineage: Eukaryota; Metazoa; Chordata; Amphibia; Anura; Pelobatidae
Source: the annotation of a GenBank genome assembly